Messenger RNA from Microtus ochrogaster (prairie vole), 1329 nucleotides. RefSeq names its product testis expressed 50 (gene Tex50). NCBI's taxonomy places the organism in Eukaryota, Metazoa, Chordata, Mammalia, Rodentia, Cricetidae. The record is from RefSeq and is a predicted model, not a curated record.
CAUUUUCUUAAAUGAUGUCAUUGAACUUACCCCUGAGUCACUAUGACUGACGAUGUAACAAUGAUCGUCACUGUGUAUUUUGCUAGGUGUGCUGGGCUGCCUUAGCAGGAUUAUCUGAAAGGCCUUGACAGAAGCACCAAAUUAACUAGUAUCUUCUGCUCUAUCUGACCAAUUUUUCAGCUCAAGAUUUUCUUCUCACUUAAGACAAAAAGAUGUCUAACCAAAGACGAUCUGUGCUUUCUCCCCUGCUGUUCUUCUGUUUCUUCCGAGAGAGCGCCUGCAUUUGUGAUGGGACAAUCUGGACGAAGGUCGGAUGGGAGAUUUUUCCGGAGGAAGUGCACUCCCUGAAAGCUAAGCCUCCCCCAUCCCACUGUCUACCUUACCCUCUGAACAAAUUCUGCUGCAACUUUGCUAACGUAGACCUAAUCCAGAGUUCUUUACGCCUCACGUACAUCUUAGUGCAAGCUCUCUUCUUAAUUCUGUUUGUUUUAUCUGUGCAUUAUCUAUGGAUGAAAUGGACGAGACACCAAAGAAAGCUGAAAAAGCAAGCCUCUUUAGAGAAACACGGUAAUGACCUAGAGAGUCCAUCCAUCUAUGACAUUGAACAAAUCCUCUGCAGACUGCUGGCCACAACAUCAAUGAUGACCAAGUUCCUGAAGCAGGUGUCCCAACAUUCUUCCCUUAAAAAAGUUAAGCAACAACGUAAAGUAAAGAGGAAGAAGAAUAAAGGAGAGGAGCUGAAGGAUUCUAAAUCCAAGCACACGCAAAUGUAGCCCAGUCAAGUACAGAAGCAUACAAAGGCUCUAUUUCCAGAACUACCUGAGGAUGAAAAGGGUUUUUGUUGUUGUUGUUGUUUGGAAGUUGGUGUAGUGUUUUGGUUUUGGGCGUUUUUUGCCAUAGCCUUUACUGAAAAUUUUUCAGACAAGUCUGGAUUUCCAUUCAGCUGCAAAAUAGUCCACACUUACUAAUGUGGCUCCCAUAAUAAAAUGAAAACACCUUAACAUAAAAGUUAUAAUCUGGUGGCUAUUAUAGCAGCAACAUUCUUUUCCAGCCUGACGAUUUUUUUUUUCAUCAUGACAGGUAGCUGCUAUGUGAUUUACACUGCACCAUUUAGUUUUCCCAAGUCUCAAAAGGAAGGAUCCGUCACUGGCCCCUCCUUCCAGAGAAGGGAACUUGGGUACAAAGAAUUGGAGUACUCUGCUCACGCUCACAUAGGAUUCAUACCCAAGCAUCCUCUAGGGACCAAGUGCUUACCCUUUCCACCUGCACUCUAGAUUACCUAUGGAAGCUAUGGCAUGGGCUCCAGUAAGGCAAUCUUGUUACAUUCAU